Molecule: messenger RNA, 1067 nt
Organism: Peromyscus californicus insignis
Lineage: Eukaryota; Metazoa; Chordata; Mammalia; Rodentia; Cricetidae
Gene: Dtymk
Product: deoxythymidylate kinase
Exons: 5
Coding region: 118-756 (212 amino acids)
Biological process (GO): dUDP biosynthetic process; dTTP biosynthetic process; dTDP biosynthetic process
Cellular component (GO): mitochondrion; cytosol; cytoplasm
Molecular function (GO): ATP binding; dTMP kinase activity
Source: RefSeq, a predicted model, not a curated record
GCUUCCAGCCGGAAGAGGCGGUGCAGCCAGAGGACCUGCGCGCUCCCGCCUCCUGCAGCAUCUAACAUUGGCGGGAACCUGACAGUUUGGCGGGAGCUGUGCGGGCCGGCGGUGGCGAUGGCGUCGCGGCGGGGGGCGCUCAUCGUGCUGGAGGGCGUGGACCGUGCUGGCAAGACCACGCAGGGCCUCAGGCUGGUGACCGCACUGUGCGACUCGGGCCACCAAGCCGAGAUGCUGCGUUUCCCCGAAAGAUCCACAGAAAUCGGCAGGCUUCUGAAUUCCUACUUAGAAAAGAAAACAGAACUGGAGGAUCACGCAGUGCACCUGCUUUUUUCUGCAAACCGCUGGGAACAAGUGCCACUAAUUAAGGCCAAGUUGAACCAGGGCGUGACCCUUGUUUUGGACAGAUACGCCUUUUCCGGGGUUGCCUUCACUAGCGCCAAGGAGAAUUUUUCCCUGGAUUGGUGCAAACAGCCAGACGUGGGCCUUCCCAAACCUGACCUCGUCCUGUUCCUCCAGUUACACCUGCUGGAUGCUGCUGCACGGGGGGAGUUCGGUCUUGAGCGCUAUGAGACUGGGACUUUCCAGGAGCAGGUUCUGCUGUGUUUCCAGCAGCUCAUGAAGGAUAAAAACCUGAACUGGAAGGUGGUUGAUGCUUCCAAAAGCAUUGAGGAUGUCCAUGAAGAAAUCCGUGUCCUCUCUGAGGACGCCAUCCGCAGUGCUGCACAGAGACCACUGGAGGAGCUGUGGAAAUAACCCAGAGCACCCACUGCAGAUACCAAUCUCUGGUCCUCAGGAGACUGGUGGAAAGCCCACACUCAACACUGUUCAGCAGGAGCUAUUUCUUGGCACAAGAAACCUACAAGCUUCCACUCAUAACCCGAGAUUUUGGUGGUAUGGACAAGUUGUGCAAUAUCUCCCUUGCCUAUUCCUUGAUCCUAAAGGUGUUAUUUCCAUACUGAACGUUAGUGAUAACUUUCGGCAGUUUCACUGAGGUCACAAAAAGCAUCAGUUAGUUGGGAGUCAUAUUUUUUACAGAAACUAAUAAAAAUCUACCUGAAAAUGUA